This is a messenger RNA of Beta vulgaris subsp. vulgaris (sugar beet), 411 nucleotides long. RefSeq lists its product as uncharacterized. NCBI's taxonomy places the organism in Eukaryota, Viridiplantae, Streptophyta, Magnoliopsida, Caryophyllales, Amaranthaceae. The record is from RefSeq and is a predicted model, not a curated record. Bases 1 to 411 code for a protein of 136 amino acids. The transcript is spliced from 4 exons.
AUGGAGAAUGUAAGAAAAAUUCAGGAGAAAAUGAAAGAGGCACAGGAUCGGCAAAAGAAGUAUGCUGAUUUGAGAAGAAGGAAGUUGGAAUUUGAGGAAGGAGAGGUCUACCUAAAGGUUCAUAAUGUGUUUCACGUGUCUCAAUUGCGGAAAUAUGUGCAUGACCCUUCUCAUAUACUGACUUAUGAACCUCUUCGGAUUGAUGAGCCAUUAAGUUAUGAAGAAAGGCCUGUUCGAAUUCUGGAUAAACGAGAAAAAGUGUUGAGGAACCAAGUUAUUCCAUUGGUAUGGGAAGAAAAGUUUUCAAGCCAAAGGUCCAAGGAGAUUAAUCAAAGUCAAGGGAAGAAGAAGGUAGGUGAGGUACUAAGAAGUUCAGUAGAGAAUCAAGAUUUCAAAGAGGUUUAUGAAUGA